Glossina fuscipes is the source of this 1244-nucleotide messenger RNA. RefSeq names its product D-aminoacyl-tRNA deacylase (gene Dtd). Gene Ontology annotation, cellular component: cytoplasm. Gene Ontology annotation, biological process: tRNA metabolic process. The record is from RefSeq and is a predicted model, not a curated record. The coding region runs from base 150 to 668 and encodes 172 amino acids. Gene Ontology annotation, molecular function: D-tyrosyl-tRNA(Tyr) deacylase activity. The transcript is spliced from 4 exons. NCBI's taxonomy places the organism in Eukaryota, Metazoa, Arthropoda, Insecta, Diptera, Glossinidae.
AUAAAUUAGUUUUAAAAGUUUACAGAAAUUCGAUAUCGCGUUAUUGCCAACCAUAAAAAAAUGUAAACAGCUGUUUGUAAAUUCUCUCGUGCCAAUUAUAAUUACAAUUAUUAUCAAGCAAGAACGCAUUGAUUUACAAAAAAAAAGCUAUGAAAAUGAUCGUGCAGCGCGUCACUGCAGCCAAAGUAACCGUUGGUGACGAAGUUAUUAGUUCUAUCGGGCGUGGCCUAUGUGUAUUAAUUGGUAUAACUCACACGGACGGCGGCAAGGAUGUGGAGUACCUUUCCCGUAAGCUGUUAGCAUUACGUUUAUUUGAAGAUGAAAACGGUAAACGUUGGCAGAAGAGCGUAAAGGAUGAGAAACUUGAAAUACUUUGUAUAUCACAGUUCACUUUAUACCAUCGGUUAAAAGGUAAUAAACCGGACUUUCAUAUGGCAAUGCAGGGUGAACAAGCCCAAAUACUAUAUCAAAGUUUCCUGAAACGUCUGGCUAAUGAAUAUGAUCAAGUUAAAGUUAAAGACGGUGUUUUUGGUGCUUAUAUGCAAGUCCAUAUACAAAAUGAUGGCCCUGUUACAGUGGAAUUAGAUUCACAACAGUUGGAUAAUAAAACAAAGUCGAAAGUUGAGGUUAACCAAGAUGAAAUUGUUAUUGAAAACGUAGAAAAAUAAAUGUCGAAUAUUAAGAGAGAAAUACGUUUUUUAGUGGAAUGGGAAAUCACCUGAAAUGAGUGUCGUCUCUUCAAUUUUGUAAUUUUUAUUUAGGGUUUUUACGCGCCACUUCAUCUCAACCUCAAAGACCUCAAAAGAUAAAAAAAGAGUCGCAAUCCGAUUUACACCGGUGAUUGCUGAGAAAUGGAAAAAAUCUACAAGAAUUUAUUUACAUUGCUAAACAGUUCGUUGUACACGCUACAAACAAAUUGCAAAAAUUGUAUGCACUCAUAGGCUUUGUUUCAGUAAGAAGUUGCCCUCCUAACUUCCAUUAUAACAUCUACUAAAAGAAUAUACUGAUCUUAAAAUGAAACAAAUUUGGUUUUUUCUCUAAAUUUUUAUUUGUAAGAAAUUUAUUAAACAAAAAUUAAUUAUUGUUUAAAAAAUAUUUUACAUAAGUGAAUUUUUGUUUUUAAAUUUUUUGAGUGUCUAAUAAAUGAUGUAUUGGUGUCUUUAGGGUUUAUAAAUGUCAUCAAAUAUUUUAUUAUUCAAUUAAAUUCUGUACGUGGGAGGAUUUUUAAGAAAAAUAUCGUUUUA